CUCAUUACAGCGCCUCCUCCCACCCACCCAAGAGCUCACCUUCCCCGUCCUCUCGCACCUUAUCUUACUCGUUUAAAUACCUGGGUUUCUUCUCGGGGGGAGAGAGCUAGAGAAAGCGUAGAGCUAGUCAGAGAGAGAGAGAGAGAGAGAGAGAGAGAGAGAGAGAGAGAGAGGCGGGGGGCGGGAGGAUGGCUUUGCUGCAGAGCCAGAGCCUGCCAGGCAUUGGCUGCUGCAGCAGCAGCAUCGUCUUGGCACGAGCGAGGGUGCAGCAGUGUCUGGCAGCGGCGUCGCACUCACAGGCGCCCCUCCUGCAGGCCAAUGGCGGCAGGGCGGGCCUCCCCUCCUCCUCCUCGAUCCUUAAGGCUGGCAAUGCGAUCAGCUUCAGCCGGCGGAGAAGGAGAGACCUGCGCGUCGUCGCGGAGGCGGCCACGGCGGGGACGGCCAAGGUCACGCCGGCCUCGUCUGGCGGCGUCAGCCUCAGCGACGUGCUCUGGCCUUCUGCCGGAGCAUUCCUGGCCAUGGCGGUACUGGGGAAAAUGGACCAGAUGGUGGCGUUCAAGGGAGUAUCCUUGACGAUUGCGCCCCUUGGAGCAGUCUGCUGCGUGCUUUUCAGCGCUCCAGACUCGCCUGCGGCCAAGAAAUACAAUAUGUUCGUCGCGCAGAUUGCUUGCGCGGCCUUUGGCGUAUUAGCCCUCUCGUUGUUUGGGCCUGGCUGGUUAGCGAGAGGCGCCGCUCUUUCAGCCUGCAUAGCAUUCAUGACCAUCACGGGUACCUCGCAUCCUCCAGCUGCGAGCUUGCCCCUCUUGUUUAUCGAUGGCCCCAAGUUUCACAGUUUGCAGCUUUGGUACGCGCUUUUCCCUGGAGCUGCAGGCUGCAUCGUCCUUUGCUUGAUUCAAGAGGUGGUGGUUUACCUGAAGAAGAACUUCAAGUUUUGACUCAAGCAGCUUGACGCUAUGGAUUUUUGUGGAAGUGGUCCGAUUAAUUAUUCAAUCAUGUAACAUAAAUUACAUUGCCUGCAUUUGCGAUAAAGUUGUGAAAAUGAAGGUUUACUGUCUCCUGUCUUGGUUAAAGAAGAAAGAAGACUUUCCUUGAUACCUUGUGCUCAUCAAAAUGCAGUUGAUACAAAUGUGUACAUACCAUUCUCCCAUCGAAUAAAGUCUGACAAUUUAUUCCUUUUUCCUUCUGGUAGCAUCAAUCCUGUAAUGUAAUUGUGCAAAGUGAAAUAACCAGGAAUACUUUGUGAUAA
Zea mays is the source of this 1246-nucleotide messenger RNA. Its product is annotated as Integral membrane HPP family protein. Lineage: Eukaryota; Viridiplantae; Streptophyta; Magnoliopsida; Poales; Poaceae. The record is from RefSeq and is marked validated. The transcript has 5 exons. The coding region runs from base 189 to 935 and encodes 248 amino acids.